AUGGCACUCUCACCUGAGGAAAGAGCUAGCUCCAGGCGUAGAGCAUGUGCUCGGUAUUAUUCAAAAAACCAAAGCGCCUUGCAGGAAAGUGCUAGGCUACGUAUGCAAGUUCUUAGAGCACGGCGAAAGAUUACUCUAAUAAAUACACAAAAUCUGAAGAAACAGGUUGUGGAUGUGCCUACUCUGGAUAAGUCGACAAUUAAUGAGAUCCGGCUACCCGAGUUAUCUCAGCAAAUUCCGAUUAAGAAGCUCAAAGUCAAUAUGAAGCCGAAGUCGAAGCCAAAGUCCAAAGAUGUCGAUACUCAGCGGUCUAUCGAGGAGGUCAAAGGGAUGUACAUAGACAACGGACGGAUUCCCGAAUCGCAUGAGGAAGAUGAAGAGGAGGAUGCUGACAAUGUUGCGAACCUCCUAAGGCCGUCUACUCCCAUAGUAUCUGAAGACAAGACUCACAAAUCGCUCCCAAUGUUUUCAGCAGUUGAACAUGAAUUGCCUAUCGCGUCAUACGAUGAUGAGGAUGUUGAGGAAGAAGAGGUUGGUAUUGAGGAAUAUGUCUGGAUAGAUAGGCAUGAUUUGAAGGAUGGAGACUGUAUUCCAACGUGCAGGGAGUGCUUGUUUAUUAAAGAACUUCUUGCAGAACUAGAUACAUAA
Messenger RNA from Psilocybe cubensis, 648 nucleotides. RefSeq lists its product as uncharacterized. NCBI's taxonomy places the organism in Eukaryota, Fungi, Basidiomycota, Agaricomycetes, Agaricales, Agrocybaceae. The record is from RefSeq and is a predicted model, not a curated record. The transcript is spliced from 5 exons. The coding region runs from base 1 to 648 and encodes 215 amino acids.